Lachnellula hyalina is the source of this 354-nucleotide messenger RNA. RefSeq lists its product as uncharacterized. The transcript has 2 exons. Lineage: Eukaryota; Fungi; Ascomycota; Leotiomycetes; Helotiales; Lachnaceae. Bases 1 to 354 code for a protein of 117 amino acids. The record is from RefSeq and is a predicted model, not a curated record.
AUGGUUCAACUAUCCACUAUGACUAUUGUCCUCACCUCGGUGCUCUCCACCUUGGUAGCUGCUAAGAGCUGCAAAAGGGGUGGCAUUUACUGCGGUAAAAGCCUCCUUGACCGGGGCGACUACAUCACCAAGCUGGACACCAACCUAAAAGCCAACGACAAACCGGACACGCAGCAAUACCGACUCGAGUCGCUCUGGACCUGUCUCGAGCAUGGCGAUAUCAGCUUCAUCCAAUACUGCGCCACGGGCUGCCUGGGAAAUGGAAAUAACGACGACUCUUGCACUGAUGAUGCAGCGGCUGAUGCAGCGGCUGAGGCUGCUAAGAGAGAUGUUGGUAUUGCUUGGGUGGCUUAG